CAAGGGGCUUCGGCUCCACGACAACCCGGCGCUGCUGGCGGCAGUGCGCGGGGCGCGCUGUGUGCGCUGCGUUUACAUCCUCGACCCUUGGUUCGCGGCCUCCUCCUCGGUCGGGAUCAAUAGAUGGAGGUUCCUACUUCAGUCGCUGGAAGAUUUGGACACAAGUUUAAGGAAACUGAACUCCCGCCUGUUUGUAGUCCGAGGACAGCCAGCGGACGUGUUCCCAAGGCUGUUCAAGGAAUGGGGGGUGACCCGCUUGACUUUUGAAUAUGACUCUGAACCCUUUGGGAAAGAGCGGGAUGCCGCCAUCAUGAAGAUGGCCAAGGAGGCCGGUGUGGAGGUGGUGACUGAGAACUCUCAUACUCUCUAUGACCUGGACAGGAUCAUCGAGCUAAACGGACAGAAGCCACCACUUACCUACAAGCGCUUUCAGGCCAUCAUCAGCCGCAUGGAGCUGCCCAAGAAACCUGUGGCCUCCGUGACCAGACAUCAGAUGGAGAGCUGCCCGGCCGAGAUCCAGGAGAACCAUGACGAAACCUACGGCGUGCCCUCCCUGGAGGAGCUGGGGUUCCCCACCGAAGGACUUGGCCCAGCUGUUUGGCAAGGAGGAGAGACGGAAGCUCUGGCCCGCCUGGACAAGCACUUGGAACGGAAGGCCUGGGUUGCCAACUAUGAGAGACCCCGAAUGAACGCCAACUCCCUGCUGGCCAGCCCCACAGGCCUCAGCCCCUACCUGCGCUUUGGCUGCCUCUCCUGCCGCCUCUUCUACUACCGCCUGUGGGACCUGUAUAAAAAGGUGAAGCGGAACAGCUCACCCCCCCUCUCCCUGUUUGGGCAACUCCUGUGGCGAGAGUUUUUCUACACGGCAGCCACCAACAACCCCAGGUUUGACCGCAUGGAGGGGAACCCCAUCUGCAUCCAGAUCCCCUGGGACCGCAACCCUGAGGCCCUGGCCAAGUGGGCCGAGGGCAAGACAGGCUUCCCUUGGAUUGACGCCAUCAUGACCCAACUGAGGCAGGAGGGCUGGAUCCACCACCUGGCCCGGCACGCCGUGGCCUGCUUCCUCACCCGCGGGGACCUCUGGGUCAGCUGGGAGAGCGGGGUCCGGGUGUUUGAUGAGCUGCUCCUGGACGCAGACUUCAGCGUGAACGCGGGCAGCUGGAUGUGGCUGUCCUGCAGCGCCUUCUUCCAGCAGUUCUUCCACUGCUACUGCCCUGUGGGCUUCGGCCGCCGCACGGACCCCAGUGGCGACUACAUCAGGCGAUACCUGCCCAAAUUGAAGGGGUUCCCCUCUCGAUAUAUCUAUGAGCCCUGGAAUGCCCCAGAGUCAAUUCAGAAGGCAGCCAAGUGCAUCAUCGGUGUGGACUACCCACGGCCCAUCGUCAACCAUGCCGAGACCAGCCGGCUCAACAUUGAGCGAAUGAAGCAGAUUUACCAGCAGCUGUCUCGCUACCGGGGACUCUGUCUGCUGGCAUCUGUCCCGUCCUGCAUGGAAGACCUCAGCAACCCGGUGGCAGAGCCCAGCUUGAGCCAGACCGGGAGCAUGAGCGGUGCAGGCCCCAAACCACUCCCCAGUGGCCCAGCAUCCCCCAAGCGCAAACUGGAAGCAGCUGAGGAGCCGCCUGGUGAAGAACUCAGCAAACGGGCCAGGGUGGCGGAGUUGCCCGCCGCGGAGCUGACGAGCAGGGAUGUCUGAGACUGCAGCGCUGUGGCUCCGUGAGCAAAGCCCGGGUGCCCAAACAGCCACCACGGCAGCAGAGAGCAACCGGCAGAAAAGCUGAUAGACAGAUCGAGCGAACGUGUGUGUGUGCGCGUGUGCAGAGGAAGGAGUGUGUGCCUAUUUGCGUGUGCAUGCAUCUGUUUACACUCUUGUAAUUCUGAACACUGCCUGGGCUGGAGAGGUACCUGUAGCAGCUUCACCUCAGCCUUCAGACACCAGGUUAGAGGUCAGGGCUGUGAUUUUCAGCCACCACCUGUCCCUGCGAGCCAGCUGCCUUGUCUAAACAGAAAAGUAGGGCCAUAGCUGGGACUCCAGCAUCUGCCCCUCCCCCAGCCCUUCCUCCCUCCCUCCCUCCUCACAUCAGACUGAGGAGCAGGAGGGCAACAUUUCUGGCUCUUAUCCAGAGCAUGGGAUUCUAGAGGCGGCCAGAGCCCUGCUGAGCUCCUCCUAACCCUGGACACAGUCCCCUGGCUUGGUUUCUUUCUUUUUUAAAAAUUCCCUGUCACUGGGUCUUCCAGACCCUCCCUCAGGCAUCUAGGACAGAGCACAAGGCUGCGGGCAGAUCUGUAAACUUUCCAUCGUACAGAAGUACGCCAGUACCUGUGUGCACGGCCGGUACUGUAGACGGAGCCUAGGAAGUGCAUCCACCUUGUGGGGCUCCCAACCUAAGGUUAGAAAUAGUAACCCAGCUCUCACUGCUCCUCCCCUAGAAGCUGAGAGCCAGCCUCAGAGCUGACCAUGGAGACCCAGGGCCUCCACCAGGAGGAGGCCAGCUUCCUGGCUCCUCUGGCCACACUCCAGGAACCACAAUGCUGCCAUUGAGGCCAGCUGACACCCAUCCAGGGGAGCCAUUCUAGUCUGCUCUGCAGGCUUCCACAGCCUGCCCAGGACUGAUCCGCUUCCAAGCUGCCAUGUUAGCCCUGCCGGGAGCUGGGUGCCAAGGACCCAGGCAGAUGGACUCGGGUGGGGACUGCCAGGCACAGUUGGUUAAGGUCUAAGUAGAGAGCCCACCCAGCAGACCAAUCCAACACACCAGAAGCAGCAGGCGGGAGGCUUGACCCAGAGAAACAAAGUCCUUACAUUCCAGGAGUGGCCUGUGCCUCCCACCUCAGCCUCCCACUGUCGAAGGCCCGUCUUGAGAAAAAUAAUGGAAAGAAGGACUGGUCAGCUGCAGCAAGUCUUCUUUCCACCCUGUGGCCUGUACUUGAGCCACAAAGUAUGAGUGUGUGUGCAUGUGUGUGUGUGCGCGCGCACGCGCGCACGUGUGCACUCAUAGCUGAGAGGCUAAUUCCUCUGGAUUUUUGUCUUUACAUGUAACAUUAAGCUGGCCUCUGGGCCUUCUCCUCUACCUCCCUGUGACCUUUCCCAGCCUCCUAGCUGUUAACUCCCUGGGCCCCAGCCCUGUCCCUCACUGUCCUCUGUCCUGGGACCAGACCCUGGGCUCAGGCCCAGCCCCGUUAGCUGUCCAGCU
This is a messenger RNA of Myotis brandtii (Brandt's bat), 3191 nucleotides long. RefSeq names its product cryptochrome circadian clock 2 (gene CRY2). The transcript is spliced from 12 exons. Gene Ontology annotation, molecular function: DNA binding; FAD binding. Gene Ontology annotation, cellular component: cytoplasm; nucleus. The record is from RefSeq and is a predicted model, not a curated record. The coding region runs from base 311 to 1696 and encodes 461 amino acids. Lineage: Eukaryota; Metazoa; Chordata; Mammalia; Chiroptera; Vespertilionidae. Gene Ontology annotation, biological process: circadian regulation of gene expression; negative regulation of DNA-templated transcription; entrainment of circadian clock by photoperiod.